CUCUCUCUCUCUCCCCUUCCUCUUCUCCCUGUUUUCUCUCUCUCCUUUUUGUUUUUUUGAAAUUUUUUAAUCAGCUUUCUUAUAAAACCAAAGGGGGACUAAUUGUUUUUGAGAAAAAUUUGUUUUGAAAGAGGACCCCUCAAGACCCAGCCCGGUUUAAAAACCAGACAUACACACACACACACAGCUCUAAAAACAGCGUUCUGUUCUUGAUUUUGUCUUCUUUUUUUUUUUUGCUGUUGGUGGUGGUGGUUUUGUUUUUGUAAUUAUAUGUAUGUAAACACAUUUUUUUUCUGGGUUUUUGUUUUUGAAAGAUGUCAAUAUAGAUGGCUAGUGAAUGAAAAAUUGGAACGUCAACAAAAAUAAAGACUUGAGCUUUGAAGGGAGCAGUCAUCAAAAUAUGUUGUGUUUAGCUUUGCAUGUUAUGGAAAAUCAAAAGAUCUGAAGGUGGUUUCUGGCAAUGAGAAUUGAAGAUUGGGAUUAUAAUGUUAUAGCUCAAGUGAGCUAUGUUUUAGAUGAUGGAGUGUAGUGUUUAAAAAUUUGUAUUUUCAAUAAAUGGAUUGAAUCACAAAGUGUAACAGUUCAUUUUGGAUGCAAUGUUAAAAGCAUUAGCUCCUGGGUUGUUGAUUUCUUCGCUUCUGAUCUCGGCCUCCACGGCGGUUGAUACCGGUUUUCCGAGGUGUAAUUGCGACGAUGAAGGGAGUUUUUGGAGCAUUGAAAGUAUCUUAGAGACGCAACGAGUGAGCGAUUUCUUGAUUGCGGUCGCCUAUUUUUCGAUUCCCAUAGAAUUGCUUUACUUUGUUAGUUGCUCCAAUGUGCCUUUCAAAUGGGUCUUGUUUGAGUUCAUCGCGUUUAUCGUGCUUUGCGGAUUGACUCAUUUGCUUAACGGAUGGACUUACGGUCCGCAUCCGUUUCAGCUUAUGUUGGCUCUCACAGUGUUCAAGAUUCUCACCGCGUUGGUCUCUUGUGCGACGGCUAUUACGCUUAUUACACUUAUUCCGUUGCUUCUUAAGGUCAAGGUGAGGGAGUUUAUGUUGAAGAAAAAGGCUUGGGACCUCGGGCGGGAAGUUGGGAUUAUAAUGAAACAGAAGGAGACCGGUGCGCACGUCCGUAUGCUAACGCAGGAAAUCCGUAAAUCAUUGGAUAGGCAUACUAUUUUGUACACAACGAUGGUGGAGUUGUCUAAGACAUUAGGUUUGCAAAAUUGUGCUGUAUGGAUGCCUAAUGAGAUCAAGACCAAGAUGAAUUUGACUCAUGAACUCAAAGGAAGGAACUUUUCGUAUAAUUUUACCAUUCCGAUUACGGAUCCGGAUGUUGUGAGGAUUAAAGGAAGUGAUGGAGUGAACAUCCUCGAACCUGACUCUUCACUUGCCACUGCAAGCAAUGGAGAGUAUGGUGAGCCAGGACCUGUGGCUGCAAUUCGGAUGCCAAUGCUCCGAGUAUCCAAUUUUAAAGGGGGAACUCCCGAGCUAGUUCAGACAUGUUAUGCGAUAUUAGUUUGUGUUCUUCCGAGUGAACAAAAUAGGUCUUGGAGCAACCAAGAACUAGAGAUAGUUAAGGUCGUUGCGGAUCAGGUGGCUGUUGCACUCUCUCAUGCUGCGGUUCUCGAAGAGUCUCAACUCAUGAGGGACCAAUUGGUCGAGCAAAAUCGAGCAUUGCAACUGGCACGACAAAAUGCCAUGAGAGCAAGCCAAGUUAGAAAUGCAUUUCAGAAGGUAAUGAGUGAUGGAAUGAGGAGACCUAUGCACUCGAUUUUAGGAUUGCUUUCGAUGAUGCAGGAUGGAAAUCUGAAUAAUGAUCAACGGAUUAUUGUUGAUUCGAUGAUGAAGACCAGUAACGUGCUAUCGACAUUGAUAAACGAUGUGAUGGAUAUUUCAACAAUGGAUAACGGAAGAUCCCCGUUGGAGAAGCGAUCUCUUCACUUGCAUUCCAUGAUAAAAGAAGCUGCUUGUCUUGCCAAAUGCUUGUCUGUUUAUAGGGGUUUCGGUUUUUCAAUUGAAGUUGAGAAAUCCUUGCCUGAUCUUGUUUUCGGCGAUGAAAGGAGAGUUUUUCAAGUGAUACUUCAUAUGGUCGGGAGCCUAUUGGAUGGCAAUAGUGGAGGUGGAACUGUUGUACUCCGGGUGUUCUCCGAGAAUGGUAGUCAGGAACGUAAUGAUCAAAGACGGGCAGCCUGGAGGCACAGCUCCUUGGAUGGAGAUGUACAUAUCAGGUUUGAAAUUAGGAUCGAGAAUAGCAAUUCUCAGCCAGAGAGCAGCGGCUCAAUGUCGGAGUUACAGAUCAGUGGCAGAAAAUAUAACAGCAAUCGAGCCGAGGAACGCUUGAGCUUCAGCAUUUGCCAAAAGCUAGUGCAGUUAAUGCAUGGGAACAUCUGGGUAGUACAAAAUCCUCAGGGUUCAGCUCAAAGCAUGGCGCUUGUUAUUCGGUUUCAACUCCGACCGUCCAUCAGUAUAACAAUCAACGAGUUGGGAGAAUCAUCAGACCAGCCAUGCUCCAACUCCCUUUUCAAGGGUUUGCAAGUUUUACUUGCCGAUGACGAUGAUCUGAACCGUGCCGUGACUCGAAAGCUUCUCGAGAAGUUGGGAUGCAGUGUUUCUGCCGUAACAUCUGGAUUCGAAUGCCUCACUUCUAUAGGGCCAGCUUCAUCACCUUUCCAGAUUGUCAUUUUGGAGCUUCAGAUGCCCGAGUUAGAUGGAUUCGAAGUCGCAAUGAGAAUCCGGAAAUUCCGAAGUCGUAACUGGCCGUUGAUCGUUGCCAUGACUGCCAGCACCGAAGAUGAUACAUGGGAAAGAUGUUCACAGAUUGGAAUCAAUGGAGUCAUUCGAAAGCCAGUCCUAUUACAAGGAAUCGCCAUCGAGCUUCGGAAAGUCCUGAUGCAAGCCAACAAAGUUUAAGGUUCUUCAAUCCUGAGCACCGGCAAUGACGACGGAAAUGGUACACAAAGUUCACUCCUUUAACCUUUCAUCCCCGGCUUAAUGUGCUCGAUUUCAUGUUGGAUUUGCCUAGAUAGUUUCAGAUCUAAUCAAAUAGCUUUUAUUAGAAAUUCUCUUCAACAACAUCACUCUAAAAAUAAGAAAUAUAGAUUUACAUACAUGCACAGUGCAAAAAACUAGAUUAAGAUCAAGUUAUUGCAUAUCUUAAAAACAGAUUGGUUUGCCUUCGUAGUUCACAAACAAUUUAAAAUC
This is a messenger RNA of Gossypium raimondii (Peruvian cotton), 3182 nucleotides long. RefSeq names its product ethylene receptor 2. Bases 597 to 2891 code for a protein of 764 amino acids. Gene Ontology annotation, cellular component: endoplasmic reticulum; endoplasmic reticulum membrane. Gene Ontology annotation, molecular function: ethylene receptor activity; phosphorelay sensor kinase activity; ethylene binding. Gene Ontology annotation, biological process: phosphorelay signal transduction system; response to ethylene. The transcript is spliced from 3 exons. Lineage: Eukaryota; Viridiplantae; Streptophyta; Magnoliopsida; Malvales; Malvaceae. The record is from RefSeq and is a predicted model, not a curated record.